CAGACGAUGGUAUAACUUGAGUCCGAGUGAGUACAUGUGAAAAAUCAAGCAACCAAUCGGCACGUUUCAGUUUUGGUUAGCCAUUAUGAGGAACAGAAAUAGCCAGCCACUCCAAAGUCCCCUUCUUUCCCUACCAUCAUCAUCAGAAUGGCAAAAAUACUGAAGGAAUUUACGGCUGAAGAGGUCGCGCAGCAUAACAAGGAAGGCGACCUCUGGAUCAUCAUCGACGCCAAAGUAUACGACCUCUCCCGGUUCGCUGCCAUGCACCCCGGCGGCUCCAACGUCCUCUUCGCAGAGGGUAUCGCCGGACAAGACUCCACCGAGACCUUCUUCGGCCUUCACCGUCACGAAGUUCUGCUGAGGCCUCAGUAUGCGCGGCUCCAGAUUGGUGUCGUCGCAGGCGAGGAGGAGGCCAUCAAGGCUCCGGUGCCUGGGGCUGUUUCGCAAGUUCCGUAUGGUGAACCGACGUGGUUGGCGGAGGGGUUCAAGACUCCGUAUUAUACUGAUAACCACCGGGCGUACCAUAAGGCUGUGAGGACUCUCAUGCAGACUGUCGUUGAGCCCGAGGCGCUGAGGUGUGAGGCGAAUGGAAAGCGGAUAUCGCAGGCCGUGGUUGACAAGCUCUGCGAAAACAACUUCAUUGCCAUGCGUCUAGGUCCUGGGAAGCACCUCAAGGGUCGCGUACUGAUGGGCGGCAUAACGAAACCCGAAGAAUUCGACUAUUUCCACGAACUCAUCCUCAACGGCGAGAUCGCGCGUUUCGGCACGCGCGGGUUCCUCGAUGGGCUCUUGAACGGCGACGUCAUCGGUCUUCCUCCCAUACUCAACUACGGCUCCCCCGAGAUCCAAGCAAAGGUCGUCCCAGAGGUUCUCUCAGGCAAAAAGUACAUCGCGCUCGCUAUCACGGAGGCCUUUGCGGGAAGCGAUGUCAGUGGGUUGCAGACGACUGCUGUAAGGGAUGGGGAUUACUGGGUUGUUACUGGGACGAAAAAGUGGAUCACGAAUGGGACUUUUGCGGAUUAUUUUACGACGGGGUGUAAGACCGAGACAGGGUUCACGGUCAUCCUCAUCGAGCGCGGGGAGGGUGUGGAGACGAAGCCUAUCAAGACGGCGUAUUCUUCUGCGGCUGGGACGGCGUAUGUGACGUUCGACAAGGUUCGGGUCCCGGUUGGGAACACGCUGGGGAAAGUGGGCAAUGGGAUGUCUGUAAUUUUGAGUAAUUUCAAUCAUGAGAGGUGGAUGAUCACUGCGUCUAGUUUGGCUUCGCAGAGGUUGAUUGUGGAGGAGUGUCUCAAAUGGGCCUCGCAGCGGAAAGUGUUUGGAAAACCCCUCAAUUCGCAAGCUGUGAUUCGGCAUAAGCUUGGGAGGAUGAUUUCGAGGGUCGAGGCGUGUCAGAAUUGGGUUGAGAGUGUUACGUAUCAGAUGAAUAAUAUGUCAUACAGCGAUAUGUCUAGUAAGCUCGCUGGACCGAUUGGGUUCCUCAAACAGUUCGUGUCGAAAUGCGGUCGGGAGACUGCUGAAGAUGCGACGAUGAUAUUCGGUGGACGCGCUCUUACGACGACAGGUAUGGGCAAGUUUGUGGAGAAUUAUCAUAGGACGUCUGGUUAUGAUGCUAUUCUGGGUGGUACGGAGGAUAUCUUGUCAGAUUUGGGAGUGCGUCAGGCGAUGAAGAAGAUGCCUAAGGAUGCGAGGCUGUGAUAGAACUGAGAUCGUUUUGUUGGUGUUGAAAAACUUUUUUGUUCUUGUAUGUACGUGGAAAUCAAUCCGUAUCCUGAACGCUUACUACGUUCAGAUGUACAUGUCUCAAGAAACCAGAGAAAUGAUAAAAUGAUAUUAUCGCAAGGCGGUGGUGGUGGCGUUAACGCCACCACCACCAGGUCCCAAUAGGGAACGGCCGGGUCCACCUGCAAAGGC
Molecule: messenger RNA, 1914 nt
Organism: Desarmillaria tabescens
Lineage: Eukaryota; Fungi; Basidiomycota; Agaricomycetes; Agaricales; Physalacriaceae
Product: acyl-CoA dehydrogenase/oxidase
Exons: 10
Coding region: 148-1698 (516 amino acids)
Biological process (GO): fatty acid beta-oxidation using acyl-CoA dehydrogenase
Cellular component (GO): cytoplasm
Molecular function (GO): flavin adenine dinucleotide binding; acyl-CoA dehydrogenase activity
Source: RefSeq, a predicted model, not a curated record